AUGAACGGCGCGACCCCCCGCUUCUGGGGCGGCCCCCUCCGGUACUGCCGGUGGGCGGCGCGCGAGCGGCCGGGGCUCUUCUGGGCCGUCAUCAUCGGGGCGAUGGGCCCGCUGACGCUGGCGACGGUGCCGCCGAUCCGGCAUCGCAUCGGCGACCCGGAUGCGCCGCCUAUUCCGCUUACUUAUCCGGUUCCUGUUGGACCGAGGAAGACGUUGACGGGGUAUGGCGACGAGACGGAAUGA
Chaetomium fimeti is the source of this 243-nucleotide messenger RNA. RefSeq lists its product as uncharacterized. Lineage: Eukaryota; Fungi; Ascomycota; Sordariomycetes; Sordariales; Chaetomiaceae. The transcript has 2 exons. Bases 1 to 243 code for a protein of 80 amino acids. The record is from RefSeq and is a predicted model, not a curated record.